UCACAGAAAUUUUGCUACCUUUGAGCAGAUUCUCUCUCUUCUUCUUCUUCUUCUUCUUUUUCAGCUUUUUCUUAUUUUUUCCGAUGACAAAUUCGCAGGCAUGGGUGCUUCUCUCCCUUUGCCCUAUAAAUUGCAAGUUUUGUGCCCUAAUUGAUUUUUUUUUCUUGCCAAAUGCCUUAUUUUUUCUUGUUAGAAGAAGAUUCCCAAUUUUGUGCUCUAUUUUGUGAAACGUAUGUCUAUUUCUUGAGAGACAUAUAUGAAAAUUGGAAUGAGAGACUAAUUAGUUGCAUGUCUUAAUUUCAUUGAUUUGGGUUUUGAAUUUUUUGCACUGUUUGCUGUGUUUUUAUAGUGUGGAUUCUUUAUGUUUGAUGUUUUGCAUGUGUGAGAAUAUUUGUUGAUGGAAUUUAUCUUGAUAUGUACUUUGGUUUUUUAAUUAGUGUUUUGAAUAUGGAUCACCCUUGUAAAUCUUGAUUUGGGCAUAAUUCUAAUUUAAUUUGGAGUUGGUAAUCAAAUUUUGGUUUGGCAUACAAUUGCCCUUGUAUAUGUUUUUGGAUUUUUGUUUAUAGAUCAGCAACCUUGAUCAUGAAAUUUAUGUUCAUGUGGAUCGGAGUUUUGGUUAUGAUUUUAAUUAUUGUUCAAUCUACAGUUAAUAUCUCCAGAUGUGGCUACGUUUCAGAUGUAGAAGCCCCCCCUUUUUUUUUUCUUUCUUUUCUUUCUUUUUCCCUUUUUUCUCUAGAUUUUUUUUUUUUUUUAAUGAUACCCAAACACAUUAAUUUUUAUAAUCGUGAUAAUCCCUUGUUUAUUCCAAAUCAAUGUUGUCAACAUUCCUAAAAUGUUUGUCAAACCCAUAGUUUAAUGACAGAUCUAGUAAUUUUAUGAGCACACUUUUUUUUUUUACUACUUUGUAAUGAGUUCAGUCUCCAAUCCAAGUCUACAAUCGAUGUUGCGUUCGUUAGUAGAAGAUUGAAUGUUGAUGGCAAAGUCAUCAAAGCUCGGAUUUCGGACACUGCUGCUAGCCAAGAAAGGAAGCAAACGAUGUUGUCAAAGCUCUGAAGAAAAGGUUGCAGCAUAAGAACCCUAAAGUUCACCUACUUGCCUUGAUGAUUGACUAGGAGAUUCUUCUAGAAGUUGUUGAGUUGUUGAGAUGGGAUUUGACAGUUAUGCCCUUGUUGAUUCUCUACGCAACCGAAUACAAAAUGAGGUUGAACCCACUCGUAAUUUCUUUGCUGCUCUUUUUCUUGCUAGCAUUGGGAUGCUGAUACGUGUUCACUUCCUCCGGAACCACGUGGAUACCUUACUAGCAUCAGUUUUAUUAGUGAUCAUUGUGAAAACAAUUGUUAUUAGCAUAGUUGUCAAGGGGUUCGGCUACAACUACAAGACUUCACUUCUUGUUGGAAUGUCUUUGGCACAGAUUGGGGAAUUUGCUUUUGUUCUUCUCAGCCGUGCUUCUAAUCUUCAUCUAGUUGAGCCAUUACUUGAGAAGAAUCCAUCCAUUGCUCAAGCCACAGAUGGUUAGAAAUUUCUUGGAGAGAUGCAAAAUAUGGUCAAAGAAUUCAAGGAUUUAGUUUUUUAAGUUUUUUCAUUUUUAAUAUAUGUAAGCAUAGUUUAAAACUUUUUAUUUAAUUUCUUUGCAUAUACUUUUGAACAUAUAUAACUUUCUUUUAUGAAAUAUAUGACGUUAUUCCAUUGAA
Messenger RNA from Camellia sinensis, 1691 nucleotides. RefSeq names its product K(+) efflux antiporter 4. The record is from RefSeq and is a predicted model, not a curated record. Gene Ontology annotation, molecular function: potassium:proton antiporter activity. Gene Ontology annotation, cellular component: membrane. Gene Ontology annotation, biological process: proton transmembrane transport; potassium ion transmembrane transport. NCBI's taxonomy places the organism in Eukaryota, Viridiplantae, Streptophyta, Magnoliopsida, Ericales, Theaceae.